Glycine soja is the source of this 859-nucleotide messenger RNA. Its product is annotated as photosystem II core complex proteins psbY, chloroplastic-like. The transcript has a single exon. Gene Ontology annotation, biological process: cell redox homeostasis; photosynthesis. The coding region runs from base 111 to 713 and encodes 200 amino acids. Lineage: Eukaryota; Viridiplantae; Streptophyta; Magnoliopsida; Fabales; Fabaceae. Gene Ontology annotation, cellular component: membrane; photosystem II; chloroplast thylakoid. Gene Ontology annotation, molecular function: manganese ion binding. The record is from RefSeq and is a predicted model, not a curated record.
AAUUUCUCAACUUGAUUUUCCAUAGUGUAGUCAAUACUCAUAGUACGUGCAAAGUUCCCCUCUAUUGUCUCUGCCUCGGCACUCUGCACUCUGCACGUUCAUUUUCCGCAAUGGCAGCAACCCUAGCAGCAACAAAGGCUAUGAUAAACUCCAAGUGUUUGAACCCAAUAACAGGGUCAUCACCCAAGUCGAACAAUCCCAAGCUCCCACCUUCAAAACCCACACUCUCCCUCUUCUCCAUUCAGAACUUCCCAAAGGGAAUAACCUCCAACGUCUCAACUUCCACAGCAGGCACUGCCAUUGCAGGCGCAAUAUUCUCCUCACUCGCAAACUGUGACGCAGCCUUGGCUGCGUCGCAAAUUGCUGAAAUAGCGGAAGGCGAUAACCGUGGGCUGGCACUGCUGUUGCCAUUGAUUCCCGCCAUAGCGUGGGUGCUGUUCAACAUUCUGCAGCCAGCGCUGAACCAACUGAACCGCAUGCGUAGCAGCAAGGGGGUCAUCAUUGGGCUUGGGCUUGGGCUCGGGCUGGGCGCAUCAGGCAUGCUUUUCGGCCUAGAUGCAUCGGCUAGUGAGAUUUCUGUGAUUGCUGAUGCUGCCACCAGUGACAACAGGGGACAGCUUCUGCUGAUUGUGGUUACACCAGCGAUUGUUUGGGUUCUGUACAACAUUUUGCAACCGGCACUCAACCAGCUUAACAGAAUGAGAUCAGAGUAGUGACUUUGCUAUGCUAAUGCUAAGGGAAUGGAAUUUUGUGCACCCGCUUCCAAUGCCUUUUUCUUGUACCACUUCUUGCUUGUAACUUGUACCUAUUGCUCUUUCUCUCUCUAAAUAUAAAUAUUAUCUCUCUUAUUGACUAGGCC